CACCCCUCGUCUGUAAAUGCGCUGCUGCCUCCCAUUCCAGAGGCAACUUCUGUACAUGGACAGCGGCCCCAAGCAGCAAGAGCUGUACCCGCGCGAGUGGGUGCACAACGACUUCCACUUCGACAACGCUUCAGCCAUGAUGCCGCUCUUCACUGUCUCCACCUUCGAGGGCUGGCCCCAGCUGCUGUACAAGGCCAUUGACACCCACACCGAGGACAUGGGCCCCAUCUACAACUACCGGGUGGAGAUCGCCAUCUUCUUCAUCAUCUACAUCAUCCUCAUCGCCUUCUUCAUGAUGAACCUCUUCGUCGGCUUUGUCCUCGUCACCUUCCAGGAGCAGGGCGAGAGCGAAUACAAGAACUGCGAGCUGGACAAGAACCAGGGCAAGCGUGUGAUCGGGGAGGACGGCGCCGAGGGCUACAGUGACUUGUUCCAGGAGAACGCCAUGCUCCAGAAGGAGAACGCCACCUUGCUCAUGAGGGUGAAGGCCAUGCAGGAGGCCAUUGAUGCCAUCAGCAGCCGGGUCACCCACCAGAGCCAGGAGGCCAAUUUGAUACUGGCCAAGGCAGGUGACGGCAACGAGGCCAUCGGCUCCCUGAUCCAGAACUACAUCUGGGAGAUCGAGCAGCUCAGGACAAAGCUCUUGGAGAGCGAAGCCAUGAACGAGUCGCUCCGCCGGAGUCUGUCGCGGGUCUCCUCCAGGCCCCCGUACUCCCUGGGCUCGUCUCCAGGCCCAGGCCUGGGGGCACUCAGCAGCCCCGUGGUCUCCAUGGAGGCAGAGGCCACCGAAGUCCUCCAGCGGGCCAAGCAGGACCUGGAGCAGCUGAAGGAGGAGACCAAGCAGCGGAGGAAGAGCCCGGAGAAGGAGGCCUUUAAGAAGAGGCCAAAGCUGCAGCAGGAGAACGGGGAGGAGACGGACGAGAAUGAGGAGGAGGAGGAGGAGCGGGAGGAGAGUGGCUGUGAGGAUGAGGACGAGGAUUCGGGCAGCGAGGAGAGCCUGGUGGACUCGGACUCCGAUGCGGAGGAGAAGGUGGUGAAUUUCCAGGCUGAUCUGGCCGACCUGACCUGCGAGAUCGAGAUCGAGCAGAAGCUGAUUGAGGAGCUGGAGAACAGCCAGCGGCGCCUGCAGACCCUCAAGCACCAGUCCGAGGAGAAGCUAAUCCUGCUGCAGAACAAGAUCCGCGACACCCAGCUGGAGAGGGACCGGGUGCUGCAGAACCUCAGCACCAUGGAAUGCUACACGGAGGAGAAGGCCAACAAGAUCAAGGCGGACUACGAGAAGCGGCUGAAGGAGAUGAAUCGGGAACUGCAGAAGCUGCAGGCAGCCCAGAAGGAACACGGUCGCCUGCUCAAGAACCAGUCGCGCUAUGAGCGGGAGCUCAAGAAGCUGCAGGCUGAGGUGGCAGAGAUGAAGAAGGCGAAGGUGGCACUGAUGAAGCAGAUGCGGGAGGAGCAGCAGCGGAGGCGGCUGGUGGAGACCGAGCGGAAUCGGGAGAUCGCCCAGCUGAAGAAGGAGCAGCGCAGGCAGGAGUUUCAGAUCCGGGCGCUGGAGUCUCAGAAGCGGCAGCAGGAAAUCGUGCUGCGAAGGAAAACCCAGGAGGUCUCUGCUCUGCGCCGCCUGGCCAAGCCCAUGUCGAACGGGGUCUCUGGGAGGCUGAGUCAGAAGCCAGCCAUGCUGGACUCAGGUGCGGAGGUGUCCGCCAGCACCACCUCCUCGGAAUUGGAGUCCGGCUCUCGCUCGGUCUCCAGCAUCGUGCGCCAGUGGAACCGGAAAAUCGACCACUUCCUGGGAGACCCUUCGCCCUCCGUGAAUGGGGCUUGGCCCGUCAGGAAGAAGUUCCCAAAGAAGGGGAUGAGCCAGACCUUCAGCAAGGCGGCCCGGCUCAAGUGGCAGUCGCUGGAGUGGCGCAUCUUUGACGUUGUCAUGCAGAGGAUGACCAUCGUCAACCUGGAGGCGGACAUGGAGCGGCUGAUCAAGAAACGCGAGGAGCUGGCGCUGCUGCAGGAGGCGCUGCAGGGGAAGAGGGGAAAGCUGCAGGCGGAGAGCCCGGAGGAGCAGAAGGGCCUGCAGGAGCUGAACGAGAAGAAGGUGCUGACCGCCAACAUUGACUACAUCACCGACAGCAUCGCCGACUGCCAGGCCACCAUCAUGCAGCUGGAGGAGACCAAGGAGGAGCUGGACUCCACCGACACCUCCGUGGUGAUCAGCUCCUGCUCCUUGGCCGAGGCGCGCCUCCUGCUGGACAACUUCCUCAAGGCAUCCAUCGAUAAGGGGCUGCAGGUGGCUCAGAAAGAAGCCCAGAUUCGCCUGCUGGAAGGGCGCCUGAGACAAAGGGAUGUGACCGGCUCCUCCCAGAACCAUGUGAUCCUGGAUGCCCUGCGGGAGAAAGCGGAGUCCCACCCCGAGCUGCAGGCGCUCAUCCACAACGUGCAGCAAGAGAACGGCUACGCCAGCACGGACGAGGAGAUCUGGGAGUUCAGCCUGGCCUCGGAGGGGAGCUUCUCCCAGUCUUUCACCCUGAAGGGCUCGGCCAGCCAGGACGACUUCAAGUUCAAGGGGGAACCCAAGCUGUCAGGCCAGAUGAAGGCUGUGUCGGCCGAGUGCCUGGGACCCACGUUGGACAUCUCCACCAAAAACAUCACCAAUUCCUUGGUGUCCCUCAUGGAGAUCAAGGAAGACGGGAUCGGCUUUUCCAUCCGGGAUUCCUACUACAAGGAUAAGGUCUCCCGCACCAUCAGCCUGCCCACCCGUGGCAGCACCUUCCCUAGGCAGUCCCGUGGCUCGGACACCUCGCCUCUGACCCGGAGGAAAUCCUAUGACCAGGGGCAGCCUGCCAGGACUUCGGACGUUGGCUUCACGCCUCCCUCGUCCCCUCCCACCAGGCCGCGCAAUGACCGCAACGUCUUCUCCCGCCUCACCAGCAACCAGAGCCAGGGCUCCGCGCUGGACAAGUCUGACGACAGCGAUUCCUCUGUCUCGGAGGUGCUGAGGGGCCUCAUUAACCCCGUGGGCGGUGCCAGGAGCGCCCGGACAGCCCCGCUGCAGUGCAUCUCCGUGGCGGAAGGACACUCCAAGCCCGUUCUCCGCGUGGACGCCACCAACGAGCUGCUCUUCUCCAGAUCCAAAGACCGGAGCUGCAAAAUGUGGAACCUGGUGACGGGCCAGGAUAUCGCCUCGCUAAAGGUCCACCCCAAUAAUGUGGUGUCCAUCAAGUACUGCAGCCACUCAGGGUUGGUCUUCACUGUCUCCACCUCCUACAUCAAGGUGUGGGAUAUCCGGGAUUCGGCCAACUGCAUCCGCACCCUCACCUCUUCAGGUCAGGUGAUCUCUGGGGACGCCUGUGCUGGGACCACCACCCGCACCAUCGCCAGCGUGCAGGGGGAGCACCAGAUCAACCAGAUCGCACUCAACCCCACCGGCACCAUGCUCUACGCUGCCGCCGGGAACUCUGUCCACAUCUGGGAGCUCAACAGGUUGCAGCCUAUCGGGAAGCUGACCGGCCACAUCAGGCCUGUGAUGUGUCUCACUGUGAACCAGACUGCGAGCAACCAUGACCUGGUCGUCACCGGCUCCAAGGAUCACUACGUCAAGAUGUUUGAGAUUGCGGACAGCGUGGUGGGGAACGUCGGCCCCACCCAUAACUUCGAGCCCCCGCACUACGACGGCAUCGAGUGUCUGGCCAUCCAGGGCGACGUGCUCUUCAGCGGCUCCGGGGACAACGGGAUCAAGAAGUGGGACCUGCAGCAGCAGGAGCUCCUCCAGCAAAUCCCCAACGCGCACAAGGACUGGGUCUGUGCCCUGGCCUUCGUCCCCGGCCGCCCCAUGCUGCUGAGCGCCUGCCGCGGGGGUGUGGUGAAGGUCUGGAACAUGGAGAACUUCUCGCCCGUUGGGGAGAUCAAGGGCCACGACAGCCCCAUCAAUACCAUCUGCACCAAUUCCAAGCACAUAUUCACUGCUUCCAGCGACCUGACAGUGAAGCUCUGGAGCUGGAGAAGAUUGCUGAACGGCCCGACCUAGGCACUGGAAAGGCCGGAGCCAGGGGGACUGUCAGGCUCCCUGGCGGGCCCAGGCCCCAGCCCCUCUCCCUGGCUGUGAAGAGCUGGGAGCGGCCUGGCCUGUGUGUGCUCCAGUUUCCAGGACUCUGGGGUGAUGGCAUCUCAGCUGGGGCUUUGUGAACUGCCCGCUUCCACGGCUAGGGGGCGUCGUUCCCGUCCAGCCCCACGCUGGGUUUCCAUGAUGCAGAGGGCUUUCUGCUGACCAGGGCGUGGCCAGGCAGUGCUUCGGGACAUGGCCUUGCCAGCCACGGGGAGGCCCCCAAGCUGAGAGACUCAACGGGAUCAUUCCAAUCUGUCCCGCAGCCCGUUCAGCAGCCCCAGAUCCUGGAUGUGCGAGAGGGAUCCUGCCAGCUGCAUCCUGCUGCUGGCCUCUGCUCCUCCUGGGUGCCUGGGGUCUCAUUCCUUCUGCAAGCGGGUGCAGGCCCCUCUCCACGCUUCGUCGUUCAGCAGAGCUGGGAUCUGCCGGACGGUACCGAAAUACGGAGAGGGCUUGUGUGCUGCCGACCCCAGCCUAGCACCAGCAGGGUGCAUGGAGCCCCGUUCGCAGCACUGGCUGCGGUACCAUCCUGGAGCUGGGACUCACUCUGUCCCAUCUGCUACCAUGUGUGCUGCAGGGGCAGGGCUGACUAAGGUCUAGCACCCUACGGCUCACCCCUUUCAGGCCCCCAAUUAGCGGUUAGCACCGUAGAGCCAGAGUGCUAGCCCGGUUCCCACUAAUCACUGGUGACAGGGCACAGUGUCCACUUCAGAAGCUGACUCCUUUAGCCCCC
Molecule: messenger RNA, 4826 nt
Organism: Malaclemys terrapin pileata
Lineage: Eukaryota; Metazoa; Chordata; Testudines; Emydidae
Product: kinesin-like protein KIF21B
Biological process (GO): microtubule-based movement; monoatomic ion transport; transmembrane transport
Cellular component (GO): membrane
Molecular function (GO): protein binding; monoatomic ion channel activity; microtubule motor activity
Source: RefSeq, a predicted model, not a curated record